Molecule: messenger RNA, 8846 nt
Organism: Procambarus clarkii (red swamp crayfish)
Lineage: Eukaryota; Metazoa; Arthropoda; Malacostraca; Decapoda; Cambaridae
Gene: AMPKalpha
Product: AMP-activated protein kinase alpha subunit
Biological process (GO): protein phosphorylation; intracellular signal transduction
Cellular component (GO): cytoplasm
Molecular function (GO): ATP binding; protein serine/threonine kinase activity
Source: RefSeq, a predicted model, not a curated record
UGUCUUGGGAUACGUUUAUUACAAACUUAGCGGGUAUUGAUGGUUGAGUUGGGUAGUGUGAGGAGCGGAGCACUGGGGGCGACUCCGUCGUCUGCAUCAGUCGUCGCCAUGGAGCUCUCGGGCCAAGGACAGCCGCCGGGAUCACAAACUAUAACCUUGAUGAAAAUUGGUCAUUACCAGAUUGGUAAUACCCUGGGAGCUGGCACAUUUGGCAAGGUUAAAUAUGGUGAACACAUUCUCACUGGUACUAAGGUUGCCAUCAAGAUUCUCAACCGCAAAACUAUCAAGAAUUUGGAUAUGGUCAGCAAGAUAAAACGAGAAAUAACAAAUCUUAAAUUGUUUCGUCAUCCACAUAUCAUUAAACUGUACCAGGUGAUCAGCACACCUACAGAUAUCUUUAUGGUGAUGGAAUAUGCUUCAGGAGGAGAGCUUUUUGACUAUAUUAAGAAAAAAGGAAAGCUGAAGGAAUCUGAAGCUCGCAGGUUCUUCCAGCAGAUCAUAUCUGGUGUGGAUUAUUGUCAUCGUCACAUGGUGGUGCACAGGGAUCUGAAGCCUGAAAAUCUUCUUUUGGAUCACAAUCUUCAUGUGAAAAUAGCAGACUUUGGGCUUUCUAACAUCAUGGUGGAUGGAGAAUUCCUUCGCACUAGCUGUGGGUCUCCAAAUUAUGCUGCCCCUGAAGUGAUCUCUGGAAAACUUUAUGCUGGGCCUGAGGUGGAUGUUUGGUCAUGUGGCAUCAUCCUGUAUGCUCUUCUCUGUGGCACACUGCCUUUUGACGACGAGCAUGUGCCAACACUAUUCCGCAAAAUCAAGUCGGGUGUGUUCCAAAUACCAGAUUACCUAAAUCAGAGUGUGGUGCGCUUACUUUUGCACAUGCUAAUGGUGGAUCCCAUGAGGCGGGCAAAUAUUGAAGACAUCAAAAAGCAUGAAUGGUUCCAGAAAGACCUUCCAGCAUAUCUCUUCCCACCACCAUAUGAUCAUGAUAGCUCGGUUAUAGACCAGGAUGCCAUAGCUGAAGUCUGUGAGAAAUUUCAAGUUGAAACAGCUGAAGUACAGAGUGCCAUUGUAUCAGAAGAUCCUCACAAUCAGCUGAAGAUUGCUUAUAAUUUGAUUGUUGACAACAAAAGAUUUGCAGAUGCAAAUGCUCUGUACAGCAUCUCUGCAUUUUACACUGGUGGAUCUCCACCCCCUGCUCCUCCAACCCCUACCUUUAGCCCAUCUGACCCCAAUCCAAGCCCAUUCAAGCCACAUCCAGAGAGGAUUGCACCUCAUCUUGGCAAGAUUCAAGCUGAGUUACGAGCAUCCCUGAGGGAACGGGCUUUGAGUGGUGACCGAGGAGUACCUAAAGGAACACCAGGAAAACGUGCAAAGUGGCAUUUAGGUAUUCGCUCCCAAAGUAAGCCCCUGGACAUCAUGAGUGAAGUUUACAAGGCUAUGAAAGUUCUUGGCUUCGAAUGGAAGGUAGUUAAUCCUUUCUAUGUGCGUGUCCGCCGGAAGAAUCCUGUGACCAGCAACUACGUGCACAUGGCGCUUCAGUUGUAUCAGGUUGAUUACAGAUCACAUCUUCUCGACUUCAAAAUCAUAUGCAAUGAACCUAACGAGAUCACUAUAUCUGAAAAGAAAGGUGAUAUGGAAGAAAGCAUAAGUCGAGGGCAUCAUGUCAUGGAGUUCUUUGAGAUGUGUGCAGCACUAAUCACAGAAUUGGCACGAUAAGACAGUUCAUCGACAACUGCAUCACGGAGACCUAUUGUGCCUUCUGAUCCAUUGCGUUCGUUGAUUGCGUCAUUAUGUAGCCUGUAUGUAUAGUAACUAAUGUAUAAAAUAGAAUAUUAUGCUUGCAUAAAGAAAAUCUGGACUACUGUAUAUUGUGAUCAGUGCAAAUCAACAAAGUAUUAGAUAUAUUGUUUAAUUAUUAUAGAUACAGGUACUGUAUUUACAUUCUGCUUAAUUUGUGUAAUUGUUGUUAAAAAAUUCAUUUUUUUGGUAUAACAUUGCUAAAUUAUUUUAACUAUUCCAUGUUUUAGCAUGAAUAAGUGAUCAUUGUAUUUAUUAAAUGACUGAAUUGAGUGUAGCAGUUAGUUACCAUAAUAAUGUACCUUUAUAUCUAUAAUGCUUUGUUUCUGUUAAGAUCUCAAUUUCCUCACUAAUAUUUUGACAUUUUUGUGGAUAGCACUCGACAUAUGAAGUAAAACUAACAGUACAGAAAGCAUGCAUGUUGUGAAACCUGCUUUGUUGAGACACCAGCCUCAUUAAAAUUGCUCCAAGGCAUCUCAACUGCCUCUCAAAAUUCUAAAGACCUUUUUAAGGUGCACUUGAAACAUCUAAAGGUUUUCACAUGCUGGUUUUACUUCACAUUAGUGAAGCAGUUGCCACUUUCUUUGUACAACUGGUGAGUAUUUGUUUUAGAUUCAGCUACUUGGAAUAACAAGUUCCAAGUAGCAUGGGCUGUGGUGAGCCCAUAGUGGACUUAAUGGGGAGUGGAAAAAGGAUAAUGUGAUAUGAAACACAACUGAAAAUGAUAAGCAGAGCUUGGUAAAAUAGUCAGCAUUUAUUGACGGUAUAAUCCAAGUUGUACUGCAUUUUAAGUUAUUUUUAAUAACUACCCUAGUUAUUUUUGCUCUUGCACAAUUUCAUAAAUUAGAAAUUUGAAUAUCUCCCUAUUAUGCAUAUCAUAAUUGUUGUCCAUUCCUGGAGCUUUUUUCUGCUUUUAAUCUAGAUAAAGUUGGUUUUAUGUAAAAUAUAAUAUAUUUUGUUAGGAAUUUUUCAACCAGUUACAUUAAGUGACAAGACAGUGAUAUUAAGACGACAGCUUCUUGAGUAUACCUUUCAUCGAUUCAUCGUCUCAUAGUUAUAAGGUGCUUUCACUUGAUCAAAUUCCUGUUAUAUUUACUGUUUUUGUCCAUCCUGCUCCUUUUACUUUAUUUUUUUAUUUUCUUCUACAGUAAUCAAAUGGGUAAUUUAAUAUAAUCAAAUUUUUAGUUAUCCCACUUGGUUGCCCCCUAAGGUAACAUUCUGCUGUCAUGACAUAGGGAGUCUUGCAGGGUAACCUUCCUGCAGGGGUCACACACAUUGGUACUAGAGAGUACAGGAUAAGAUCAUCCAGCUAAAUUCACUCAUAGAAGGUUCAAUUUAUACACAUUCAAAGCCUUCAAGCAUUUAUACACAUUCACCUCAAGCUUCAAAGAAUACCUGGCGUGGGUUUCGGGAGUGUUUUUACUCCCCGAGCCCGGCAUGGAGCCAGCACCAGUAAUUAACUACUGGUGGGUUCAUUUAGCUGCUUAUCUAUCCUGUAACCAGGUGACAACAUCUUAUCAACAAUACACCAUACCUCAUUAAUCCUAGUUAUAUUCCUGUAAUUCAGAAAUGUAAGGGGAAGUGGUGAACCUGAUUAAAGAUGGGUGUUUACGUCCAUUGGAAUUUUUGUGUAGGGGGCUCUUGCUUAUAGAUAUUGCUUUCAUGUGUUUGUGGGUAAAAGUCGUGGUGUGUUUCCCAGUUUGUUGCUUGUCUGUUCAGUCGGUGAUGUAUGGCAGUGGAUUGAGUGUGCUAUUAUUUUACUGUGUUCUAGCUUGGCCUAGCAGGUAGGUGAUUGGUGCCAAGUUUUGGAUGCCCUCAAUCUUGUGGGGGUGCAGAUUAUAUAGUUUCCUACUAUGUCCUCACCUUUUGUUGCAGAGUACAACAUUAGGAAAUGCCAGUAGCUGUUGCCUUGGCAGCAAGGCUUCUCUUCUAAAUAUAGUGAGUGGGGUGAACCUGGCUAAAAUGUAUUUCAUUUGUGUAUAAAUAUACAGUGGUACCUCAGUUUUCAUAUUUAAUCCCUUCCCAGAAACGGUUCGAAAACCGAAAAAUAUGAAAACCAAAACGAGUUUUCCCAUAAGAAAUACUGUAAAUUGACUUAAUCCGUUUCACACCCCUAAAUAUAUUAACUAAAAUACAUUUUAUACAGAAUAAUACUCUUGGGAACCUUACUUUUAUUGAGGAUUCUUGGUGGUGUAUGGAAGACAGGAAGUGGGGAGGAGGAGAGGUGUUAGUGUUUGGAAAUGGAGUUCCUUUCCAUUAUAACAGCAGUGAUGACAUUUCUGGGGUACUCUCUCUCUUACGUUUUGCAGGCAUACCUCUAGGACCUGGUUGUGGCUCACUACUUGCUUGUCUUAAUAAGGAUCUGUCUAUAGGCACUUGUUUUUUCCCUAUGUUUUAAUACUUGUGAGACACAUCACAUUGUCUCUAUGAAUGAUCUCUUGUUUUUCCUCUAUCAUCAUCCUCGACUAUUUUCAUGGGUUGAACAUUACCACUGACUUUCUUGGAAUCCAUGGCAUGAUAUAUAAUAAGAACUUUUAUGUUCAGAAACCAAAAAAGCACGAAAACAAUGAAAUUCUUCACAAAGAAUUCAAACGCGAUCAUCACUAGGCGGGAGACACUGAUAAACUGAAGUGCCAAUGCUCGUUGGACCUGUAUGUGUAUAAAUAAACUCUGAAAGCCAAGGAAAACAACGAGAACCAAAUCUAAUUUUUUUGAAGAAAUUGAGCACGAGAACGGAAAAAUACGAAAACAGAGGUUCCACUGUUUAUUUAGGGGUUUAUGCAGUACCGUAUUAUGAAGCACUUCAAUUAUCCACAAUAAGGUGCAGAGUGAAGGGCUGAGCUGGAUACUACGAGGUUUAUGGUUAUCCUCUUUUUUUUUUUCCAUCUUGCAUUUUCCAUGUGUAACGUGUGGAGUUUGAGUGAAUACUUGUUGGACCCUUCUUGGCACGCUACGUAUGAAGCAGCUACAAAGUUGUGGACUCUUGAAUGUGAGGAUGUUACUCCCCCUUUGUCCCCAGAGGGUUAAGUAUAGCGUGCUCAAACAUCAACUAAACCUUUUUACUUUAUUUCAUUGGGAAGGAAUAAGAUUGGGGAAUUUAGAUGUCUCCCCCCGAGGUUUGUGAUGUGUCUGUUGGUAGUCUCAAUUUGCCUUCUCAGGAGAGUGGCUUAAUGCAACUGUGUUGUUGGGUUUGGAGGUUGUUACUAAUUUGUCUUUGGUUGGGAUUACCUACCACAGGUGAUGUAAGAGAACCUUGCUUGGUUCCUUCAACUCUUAUUAGUCCUUAGUAAACAAGGGUUUAUCAUUGUGUCAUAGGCAUAUUGUACCCUACUUCUCAAUUUGGUUAUGACAUUUUCCUUCCUUAAGCCAGGUUCCUCCAUCCUGCUACAGAAGGCAAUUUUCAAACUAACUGUCAGUUUUUGCUGACUUGUUCCCUCCUGACACCUUUCUUUUUAAGAACCAAACCCAUUUUUUUUUUUAUAGUACUUCUGUCAUUACUGGCUAGUAUCAGAUUCCUGCUUCAUUCUGGCUUGCAAAUAACUCAUAUUUGUGAAGAAAUAGCAAAUGUUUUUGUAAAUUUGGCUAUAGAUUCUUAAGAAUGUUUCCAGUUGUCAGUCUUUUUCACAUCUUGGCCUUGUACAUUACUAUUUUGUCAAGAUAUUGUAAGAUUUGGCCUUCCAUCAGCUGCAUAUUCACAUUACUCAUUGACUACAACAUUUUGUUGCUGCAAACUUGAAGGCAUACGCUCUUCUUGUUGAUGUCCUCAAACACCUGGCCUGUCAGCUCUUCUCUGCUAAACCUCAGUAGUAGUUUAUUGGCUUAGUUGAGCUAAGGGAGAUGUUGACUUUAAUGUCUUUGUAGUAGCUGAGGCUAUGCCCAAGUUGUUCAUUCCAAUCUUAUGGAAUUCAGGUAACAGGGGCAUAGGGUGAAAGAAACUCUGCCCAUUGUUUCUCGCCGACGCCCGGGAUCGAAAUGGGGACCACAGGAUCACAAGUCCAGUGUGCCGUCCGCUCGGCCGACCGGCUCCCUUUCUAUCUACCUACCUUUCAGCCUUUGCACCUGAUGGUCAAGGUGAAAGCUGUAUCUCUGAUAUUAACCCAAACACACCAAAGAGAAUUUGUGCCCAUGCACUCAGCCCUAAUUAAAUUGGAAUUCUUGGAAUUCCAAUUUAUAAAGGAAUGUAUAAUAUCAGUAGCAUAGUGCUCAUUCUAAUAUGAAGAAAAAGCUUUGAUAUAGGCGAGAUGCCAAAAGCACUUAAAUCAGAACUAUCACAUAAAAUUAUAGUGUUUGGAAAUGAUUAAUAGUCAAAUCUCCAGCUUUAUGGAGGUUAAUGAACUUAUCGAAAUAAUCCAGGUCAACAUUGAUUUAGAGCAGGAAGAGCCUGCUUUUUGCAAUUACUUAAUUCGUGAUAAUACAUAGCCUUCCCGGUUUGGUGCCUUCUUUUGAUAAUUACUUACUUACUUAAUUCGUGAUAAAGUCAUGUAUGCAUUGCAAGAAAACAAAAUGCAGAUGUUCCAUACAUGUAUUUUGGAAAAGCAUUUGACAAAUGUGAUGUACAGUAUUGGCAUUGAGUGAUAUUUAGCACCUUUUGAAUAUCUAGCAACACAGCUGGUGCUAGACAGGUCUUUGUGGCUUGGCGCUUUCUUUUAGUAAUUACUCGUGGGCCUACUUUUUGAAAUGGUUUCCCUACAGAACAAACCAUAUUAAUCUCUCAUAUUUUUUUCAAUUAAAAAUGGAUUGAAUAUAGGUUUUCCCCUCUUAAUUUAGUUUUGAAUGGUGGAAAGAUGUUCAAAGUUGAUAUAGUCUUAAAUAAUGUAGACAAUUGUAGUAAAUGUUUGUCAGGAUAGGUGAAAAUUGAACAUGGUUGAUUCUGAAUAGAAGUGGAAGUUUAUUUUUUGAGAGAAGUAUAAGUGUGUGUGUUGAGAUGUGAUAUUUGGCUUUAUAUUACAUUGCUCUAGAUAACAUGCAGUGGUGUAUGGGCUUUUUAAUUCUUGCUUGCAUUGUGGAUCAUUCAAGAUGUAAUAAUAAUAAGGUAAUUGCUUCUUUUUUAACUCAUUUUUGGUUUCCAUGAUUUGUGUUGCUUCUUAGGCAUAUUCAGUCUUCAUUCAGAUCAUAACUUUUGUUGCACCUUCACGAGAAUUUGCUGACUCUUGUAUUGAGACAGCGUUCGUUAUUUUCACCUACUUUUAUUUCUUGGAGAUGUGGUUUUCUUGCUUAUAAUUUUGUCUGUAUACUAGUUUCAGUGAUGGUUACUCCAUAGUGUAGCUGUCAAGCCACUGUGCAUAAUUCAUUGGCAGAUAUUUUAUUUCUACACACUGUAAAAAUAGUGUGAUAUAAAUUAUAUCUGGAUUCUUUUAAAUCAGCCGUCGCCAACCGGUGGUCUGCGAGACAAUUUUAUUUGUAUAUUGUAACUAUUUUCUUUAACUGUUAUAUUUAAUGGCAUCAAAUAGUUUGACUUGAAUAACUAUCAUUUCUUGUUUGGUGGGAUCGCAGGAUCUAAAUUAUGAGUUUGGUGAUCAAUGAGCUCCGAGAGGUUGGCGACCACUGCUUUAAACAACCUAUUUUGAUCACAGAAAUUUAAAUAAAUCUGAAAGAUUGUUGUAUCACUUUCAUUUUUACAUUUAAUAACUAAUUUUUUAUGAACAUUUUACCACAGUAAAAUGCUCAUAAAAAAUUUGUUACUUUCAAAGGUUCUAUUUCCAAAGUACUGCUGUAAUGUGUAUCAUGGUUUCCUUUAAGAAAUGUCUUGACUAGUUGAAAGGGAACAAACUGUACUGUACAGUAUAUAGAAGGUAAAAGUUGCAAGUACACCAUGCAGGUAAAGUUCAACAUGUGUUUGUUGAAUGACCUUUUCAAAUACUCAUUUCAAAAUCUGCUUAGUAUCAACAUCAAUAACUCUUUGGUUGCAUUGAGAUCAGCAAAGCACCUUUCUCUUGAUUUAUCUGCUAUGUUUAACCUCCAUUCAUGUGCCUUGUAAAAUGUUUCCAAGUCAUGUAAUGUUUGACUAGGCUCUUUAAUCUUCUGGACCAUCACCACUGAAUAGACGCAGAAGAAACAGCAGUUUGGGAAGAAGGAAAACAGAGGAUGUCUCCUUAAAAAAAAAAAAAAAAAAAAAAGCUGUGAGGAUGGGGACGGAAGACUACCAAACUUAGAGAAUGGUAGACAUAACCCACAAGGCCACCCUUAAAAAUGCUUGCGUAGGAUCCUGUUGAUACAAGCAGGCAGUCUGAAGUCGGGUAAAACCAGGCCCCCCACCCCAAAGGCCCUAGCAGAGCUAGCCCCAAUAGUGAAGAAAAUUAUGCCAGCCAUGGGAAAAUGUCCCUCAUCAAAAGCAAGAGGAGAGUGCCCAGCAGGAGUGACAUGGGUCUUUGUGGAAAUUCAGUUGCCACAUGAUCCCUGACAUGUGGGGGCAGCCCUGUGGUGUCAGUACAGUAGAGUCCCAUGAACAAACUACAAUAUUACACAAUUAUAAGUUAUUAUUUAAAAGGCAAUUGCUAACAAAAUAAAGCACUAUUUAUUAUUAUUUUCUAGUAAAGGCAGGACAAUAAAAAUAUAUAAAUAUGGGUUAUUUCAUUGGGCAAGUUUACCAAGAGUGCUUGACACCAUAGUCUGACUUACUGAAUGUCCAUUAGGAAAUACCUUCUGGUCCUCCUGAAGUUCCAGCCCACAAUGACCCUCCCAGGUAUAUUUCAGGGUAUGAAAAACUUGCACCAAAUUGUAUAGUAUUGCACUGUAUCACUGACCAGUUUCUGUAACUUUGAAAGCCUAGUUAAACUUUUUUUUUUUUUUUUUUUUUUAGGCCAUUAACGAUGUGAGAUAUAGCAUGGAUACACUUGUCCUUGGCUGUAUACCAAAAUUGCAAUUGCUCUCCUCUCAAUUACCAUUAAGACUUAUUCCCUGUUCAGUGCACCAUAUUGUACAGAUUUCCCCAAGCAAGCAUUUCUCUUUUCAAACCAUGUCAGGUUUUAAUUUUAGUUCUGAAAUGUCCAAGAUUUUAACAUGGUUAAUACCUUAUAUUUAUACAACAGCAUUUAUUAAAAUUAUUUUAUUUUUCA